Molecule: messenger RNA, 1700 nt
Organism: Phoenix dactylifera (date palm)
Lineage: Eukaryota; Viridiplantae; Streptophyta; Magnoliopsida; Arecales; Arecaceae
Product: Nucleotide-sugar transporter family protein
Source: RefSeq, a predicted model, not a curated record
GAAAUACUUCCAUGAAUUAAUUUUUUUUUCAUAUCAAUAAUAUUUAGCAAUGUUUUCAAAAUUACGAAUGAAAGAUUAAUGGUCAAUGCCAACUAAGAUAUCACCAAGGCCAAAGCUGAGCUAGCACCAUCAUCUACCGACACAAAAGUAAUGUAAAAUAACACCUUCCAUUCCUAACUCUACACCGGAAGCAAUCCAUCAUCCUACCGUUCGAAUCCAACGGCGGGCUCUCCCUCAUCUCUCCUGCUAUCCCCCAGUCCGAUCACGUCCGUCCUUUCCUCAGCCAGACAGAGCUACCCCAAUCCUCCAGAUCCGGUCGCCGACACUCCUCCCCUUUCUCCUCUCUCCUCUCCCCCUCUCCAGUUAUAGAGAGAGAGAGAGAGAGAGUGAGAAAAGAGACAGGAUGGUGGAAGGGCACGGGACGACGCGGCGCGGGAGCAACCCCCGGCUGGAGGCCGAUCCGGUCAUCGACAUCCCUCCGACCCCUCCCGGCGACGCCCGCCCCGGCGUCAAGCUCCCCGGCGCCGGCCCCUCAUCAUUCGUCUCCCUCCUCCUCCCAUUGUUCUCGCACACCUCCGAUGCUGCCACGGCCGCGGCCGUCUCCUCCUCCACCGUUUCCACCGCCCUCAUCAUCGGCGCCUGGUACCUCUCCAACAUCGGCGUCCUUCUCUUAAACAAAUACCUCCUCAGCAUCUACGGCUACCGCUACCCGAUAUUCCUCACGACGCUCCACAUGCUCGCCUGCUCCGCCUACAGCGCCGCCGCCGUCCGGUGGCUCCGCCUCGUCCCCCUCCAGCCCGUCUCUUCCCGCCGCCAGCUCCUCAAGAUCGCCGCCCUCAGCGCCAUCUUCUGCUUCUCCGUCGUCUGCGGCAACACCUCCCUCCGCUACCUGCCGGUCUCCUUCAACCAGGCCAUCGGCGCUACCACCCCCUUCUUCACCGCCGUCUUCUCCCUGCUCGUCACCUGCCGCCGCGAGUCCGCCACCGUCUACCUCGCCCUCCUCCCUGUCGUCCUCGGCAUCGUCCUCGCCAGCAACAGCGAGCCCCUCUUCCACCUCUUCGGCUUCCUCGUCUGCGUCGGCUCCACCGCCGGCCGCGCCCUCAAGUCCGUCGUCCAGGGCCUCCUCCUCACCUCCGACGCCGAGCGCCUCAACUCCAUGAACCUCCUCAUGUACAUGGCCCCCAUGGCCGCCGCUAUGCUCCUCCCCCUCUCCCUCUGGUCCGAGGGCGACGUCGCCGCCGCCACUGCCGCUAAGGCCGCCGACGACCCCCGCCUCCUCCUCUUCCUCUUCGCCAAUGCCACCGUCGCCUACCUUGUCAACCUCACCAACUUCCUCGUCACCAAGCACACCAGCGCCCUUACCCUCCAGGUCCUCGGCAACGCCAAGGCCGCCGUCGCCGCCAUCGUCUCCGUCCUCAUCUUCCGCAACCCCGUCACCGUGAUGGGCAUCACCGGCUUCGCCAUCACCAUCAUGGGCGUCGUCCUAUACGGCGAGGCGAAGAAGAGGUCCAAGUCUCCUUCUUCCUCCUCGUAAUUCUCUCAUCCAUCAAUUACCUCCCAUUCCGAUCCCCAACAAUUUUUUUCUUCCUUCAAAUUUUAUUUCUUACCCACAUAAUGCGUUGUUGUCGUUGUUUUCUUGCCAAAAAAAAAAUUUAAUUGGUCUCCAAUUGCAAUAUAUUUGACUGCAUUUUUUUCCUUCA